AUGACCUUCUUCUCAUGGAUUUCACCUUUCACGAAAAGAUCCGGCAUUUCAUCGCCAGCGCACCUCGCACGUUUGUGGUUGACGUGGUUAGGUGUGGUUGACGUAAAGGACCUAUUUUUCAUCUCCAGUAACAAUAGUGUCCAGCCAGUCGAAUCUGCGGCUUCUGGAGAACGGCUGAGUGCAGAUGUACAGGCGUCUUUGGCGGUUGCCGUCGCUCAAUGCAUGUGGGAGCCACUGAUCAAGCUUUUCACUAUUCCGAGAUUGCAGUCCAUUGCUCACGUGGAAAGCGAACAGCCAAAACUGGCAGCAAGACACCGCACACCUUCAUAUGGAUGCUGCUCCGCCAGAUUCUUCAAUUUCUCGAACGAUAUUGCACUCGGUCGACCAGAGCGAAGCUCAUCUUUGAGUUUCUUGUUUCCGGCUUUGAAGCGCUGA
Molecule: messenger RNA, 435 nt
Organism: Necator americanus (New World hookworm)
Lineage: Eukaryota; Metazoa; Nematoda; Chromadorea; Rhabditida; Ancylostomatidae
Exons: 1
Coding region: 1-435 (144 amino acids)
Source: RefSeq, a predicted model, not a curated record